AGCAGCCGGCCAAGAUGGCGGCGGCGCCGGGCCGUUGAGCGGGCCCCCGCGGGCGGGCGGGCAGGCAGGCAGGCAGGCGGCUCCUCGGGGCGGCGGGCUCCGGCUGCUUCUGGCGGGGGAUGCUGACCGGACGGGACUCGCCGCCACGGCUCUGAGCACAUCGACCCUCCGGCUGCGGUGAGCCUUCCCGGCGGGGCCCCGCCGCUCGCGGGGCCGCCGCUGGCGAUGACCGGAGAGAAGCUGCGCUCGCUGCGCAGGGACCACAAGCCCAGCAAGGAGGACGGGGACCUGCUGGCGCCCGGCGAGGAGGAGGCGGCGGCCACGCCCGGGGGCAUCUUCACCGGGGGGCGCGGGAGCAGCGGCAAGGGCGGCCGGGCCGGGGGCCACCGCAUCUUCAGCAACCACCACCGGCUGCCGCUGAAGGGGGGCCCGGCGGCCGGCGGGACGGGCCCUGCCGCCGAGCCCGACAAGUGCCCGGCGCAUUUCCCCGUGCACGAGUGCGUCUUCAAGGGGGACGUGAGGCGGCUCUCGGCCCUCAUCCGCACCCAGGGCAUCGGCCAGAAGGACAGUCACGGAAACACUCCUUUACAUCUUGCUGUGAUGUUGGGACAUAAAGAAUGUGCCCACUUGCUUUUAGCCCAUAAUGCUCCAGUAAAGGUGAAAAAUGCUCAGGGAUGGAGCCCUCUUGCAGAAGCCAUCAGCUAUGGAGACAGACAAAUGAUUUCAGCACUUCUAAGGAAGCUUAAACAGCAGUCCAGGGAAAGUGUUGAAGAAAAGCGACCUCGAUUAUUAAAAGCCCUGAAAGAGCUAGGUGACUUCUAUCUAGAGCUUCACUGGGAUUUUCAAAGUUGGGUGCCUUUACUUUCCCGAAUUCUGCCUUCUGAUGCAUGUAAAAUACACAAACAAGGUAUAAAUAUCAGGCUGGACACAACUCUCAUAGACUUUACUGACAUGAAGUGCCAACGAGGGGAUUUAAGCUUCAUUUUUAAUGGUGAUGCCGCACCCUCUGAAUCUUUUGUAGUUUUAGACAAUGAACAAAAAGUUUACCAGCGAAUACAUCAUGAGGAAUCUGAGAUGGAAACAGAAGAAGAGGUUGACAUUUUGAUGAGCAGUGAUAUUUACUCAGCAACUUUAUCAACCAAAUCAAUUACCUUCACACGUGCCCAAACGGGAUGGCUUUUUCGAGAAGACAAAACAGAAAGAGUAGGAAACUUCUUGGCAGAUUUCUACUUGGUUAAUGGACUUGUAUUAGAAUCAAGGAAAAGAAGAGAACAUCUCAGUGAGGAGGAUAUUCUUCGAAAUAAAGCUAUCAUGGAGAGCCUGAGCAAAGGUGGCAACUUAAUGGAACAAAAUUUUGAGCCUGUCAGACGGCAGUCACUUACUCCACCAUCACCCAAUACGAUUACAUGGGAAGAGUACAUAUCUGCUGAAAAUGGGAAAGCACCUCAUCUGGGUAGAGAGCUGGUCUGCAAAGAAAGCAAGAAAACCUUUAAAGCCACAAUAGCUAUGAGCCAGGAAUUUCCCUUGGGAAUUGAAUCAUUGUUGAAUGUUUUAGAAGUAAUUGCACCCUUCAAGCACUUUAACAAACUUAGAGAAUUUGUUCAAAUGAAGCUUCCACCAGGCUUUCCUGUAAAAUUAGAUAUUCCUGUAUUUCCCACCAUCACAGCCACUGUGACUUUUCAGGAGUUCCGUUACGAUGAAUUUGAUGAAUCCAUCUUCACUAUUCCUGAUGACUACAAGGAGGACCCCAGCCGUUUUCCUGAUCUCUAACUAAACUGGAAGGUUAGUGGUGAAUAACAAUACCAGCGUACCACAGUGAAAGCAAGUGGAUGCAAGUAGCCCACAGAUAUAGAUAGAAAAGUGGGUCAUAAAGGAAGGGAUGAACUUAAUAAUCCAGAAGAAAAGGGAACAUGCAUCGAAUGACUGACGUACUGAUACUCACUAUAAUGGGCAUCUAAUCUAGUUCCUGAUUUACAGCAAGUCUCCUGAUGUGUCGUUCACACUUUUAUACAUCCAGUACUGCAAGCGUGGUAGUUUGACACCUCAAUGACCCUGAUAAUACUUAACAGCUGUGAGGACUAUCAUUCGUUUUUAAAUUUUUUACAUUUCUUGGUGAUACAAAAAGCACUGUCGGACCAUUAGCGUAAAAGUUGAAAUGUCUUAGCUGGAUAUUAGCCCUCUGAAACAUCCCACCAUACUUAAGGUGACCAUAUUAUAUUCUUUCACGCUUUGUUUUCAUGAAUUGUAAAGUAUGUAUCAUUAUGUAUAGUUCAGUAAUUCUAACGUUAGUUGAACGUAUAUUAGAAGGAAUGCAUUUUCUGUAGAUGAAUGAACCAAAUGGUAACCAUUAAAACAAUUGCAUUUUCAUACUGCAAUACACUUCAGAAACAGCAUUUGCUCUGCAGGGAAUAAGGUACCUCCUCUAGCACCUUAGUGCAAUCCAUUGUGGUGCUAUCCAUGUCUCUGAACCGUUGAUUUCUUCACUGAGCUGUUCAUUAAUCUUCCUUUCGUUGACUCUGCGCUUAACUUCUCUCCACCAUACUGGCUUGGGAGUCCCUGCUGUGUCCAUGAUGCUUUGUUGAUUAGCAUGCUUGGUUUGUUAGCUAGGAAGUCACUUUGAUCUUCUUUUUUUUACUUACUUAGGAGACUUGCUCCAUAAUGGUUGAGCAUCAGCUGGGUUACCUUGUAUUUGUAUUCAGCAGCCACUUGAAAACAUGGGGUGCGUAUAAAGAGUUACUAGAACAAUGGGUUUGAGCAUUAAAUCUUCAUAUAAGAAAAAGUUUCUCUUGAAGUUAGUUUAAUUGUAGUGCACAUUGAAUAGGGCUCACAUGGGAAGAUUUUAUUUGCUAAUGCUUAGAAUGUUUCUGGCUUAAUUUCCUUCCUUUUAAUAUUUUUAAUAGGUAGGCGUUUCAGCGCUCUGGCUUCUUGAGCUUAUUCUCAUUCCAAGUGGUUCCAGUCUCCUAAUUUGACAAUAAUCCAGCUUUUUGGUUUGUUAGAAAGAAUUUGUGCAAAAGGCUAAUGGUGCUAUUUGUUUGUAUUAAGAAAUUUAGAUUAAAGUGCUGUGGUGUAAUUGUAAAAAAAUAAUAUGUAAAUAUUUUCAAAAUUAUAUUCUUUGUGCACUGUAGUUAAAACUUUUUCUGGAAAUCAAUAGAGUUAAGUAUCAAACUUUAUAAUAAAGAGUACCAUCAAUGCUUAGUAAAGGUAACCAACCUAACUAACUGUGCAGGUGAUAAAUGGAGAUGGCUUAUCACAAGUCAGGCACAUUGACAGAAUGUGGAAAUACAUGUCUGGAGCAGAUGUUCUUUCAAAACCUCUGCAAUCCGUCUGUAUAAAACCCAAAGAGGCUGCUCUAGAGAGGUGUGGUACCCACUCUAAAUGGGGUCCUAGUGAAUCUAGGACCUGUACAAAGUACAGGUAAACUGAAAAUAGGAGGUUGAGGUUGAUCCUCUUCCAGCAUCACUAGAAACCUGCAAGUUGGACAGGUGAGUAAUGUUUACUUUGCAGACCAUGAUCGAUACACUGGAGUUAUUAAUUCAAAAGCAAAUCAAAAAUCGAACUAUAGGGGGGGGAAAAAGCAAAGGGAAAUGUAGAAUUGUAAUUACUGUCAAAGUACUGUAUCAGUAGCAGAUGUCGAACAUUCAGUAGGAAUGAUGGAACUUGGUCUUCCAAGUCAUUAUGAAUUCCUGAAGCGUUGUACAUCUACGGUAUGAAUUGAUACCCGCCUCGUGGUGCUCCUCAGAAUCAGCCGAGACCCCUGCCGUGAGAGACCAGGGCUGAAUGUAUGGAGGGACUGAGUUGUCCUGUCGGUGCUGGAGGUCUGGAUUAAAUGUCCGUGGGGCCAAAUACAGAUUUCUGCUGUUGCCCUCUUGAACUGACGUCCGUUGCAGGGUAGAAUGUUUGGUGGAGUGCUGCUGGAUCGGGUCUUGUGCCAGGCGUGAUGCUGCAGAGUGCAGGCGCCAUACAGGAGCACAGAGUUACUUGGAAAUUUCAGCAAAUGCAGAAGAACAUUUCUCCAUAAGGUGAAUGUUAGAGAUCGUUUUUCUCAGUCUUGCAGGGAAGGAACCAUAUGUUUCACAUUACUUCGCGUUUUCGGUUAUUCCAGAUUACCAUUACAGGGCUGGCUGGCAUAGGAAGGAGCGGACAUAGCUACAUGGUUUAGGCAGUAUAACAACUGCAGUGGACUGGAUUCUAGACUUGAAAAAACAAAGCUUUUUGUGUAGCCUUACAUGAGAACAGAGGGUUCUGUGUAUCUCCGUCUGCCUAUAGAACAGCCCAUGUCAUCUUCUGGUGGCAAAUGAGGUGUCCGACUCGAAGCCCACUGCAGUCUGCGGAAGUGUUUUCUGCCAUUUCCUCGGACUCUGGCUGCAGAUUAUGUGGGGUUUUUUAACAGUCAUGAUUAUACAACUACUAACUUUGAUACAUUUUAAGAUUUGCAGAAACUUUUUAUAGUGGGUUGCUAUAUUAAGACUUGCUGUAAUUUGGAGUGUCAGCAGAGAAGAGUGGACCCAGAUUUGGUUGACUGGAGUUGUUUUUUACAUUAUUACGGUGAACGUACCCUGCUGCUUCUUUUCUUCUUACUAUGGAGCUGAAUGAUCUGACUCCAACCAGAUUGUCCUUUCCAGUUCGGUGACUGUUGUCGGAUUCCUGUGACAGCCUCAUGAAGUCAGACUCGGUGUGCGGUUUCUCGGUACAUUUCCUUCCAACUUUUGGUGAUGUGUUUUCUGAAACAUUCCUAGUGAUGAGUUUCAAAACUUCAAACACAGGGACGCUUGGGGCAUAGUUUCCUGGUGGCUGCACUGCAAGCUGCAGGAGUCCUCACGAGCAAGAGGGACGUUAGGCUGAGCCUACCUUAGGGACGCGCGUCUUGGCACAACUGUAGCAAUCCACAGGCACGAAGAGGUGCGAUCCUGGCAGCGUAGCUGUGCUGGUGCAGUUCUUUAGUGGUGACUCUGUCCACACUGAUAUAAAUGUUUUAUCCACUGUAAUUUGUUUUGCUUGCAAGGGGGUUUUGUGUUGUACAGACACAAAGUGCGUAUUUGUCAGUAUGGAUGCGUCUGCGCAGAAGCUUUGCCGGUGCUGUGGAUGGGGGAAGUGUUUCUAGGCUAGAGGGAGCCUUAGUCCGCAGCUGUGCUGUGGGCACCGGUGUCCUGUACCACUUGCGAUCUCCUGGUCAGAUAUCUUUUGGUAAUUUAUUUUUUCUAGCAGAACUUCAUUUUUAUUUUUUUCCCUUUUCCUUAAGACCACGCUGGGUGUUAAGGGAAGGUCUGGUCCCCUGUGGAGUGAAUACCUAGCCGCAGCGGUUUCGGAGGUGGUCUCAUCACCGCUGCGCGGCAGGCAGCCUGUCAGCUUUACCUUGCACUGUGACUCGUGCACACGCAGGGACUUCCACUGCCCGGGAGGCCCGGUGUGUGUGUGUGUCUGGGUAACUGGAAGCGUCUUUGUGGAUGCGCCAGCUGAGGGGUCCGGCAUUGCCCGCGGUUAACACGGGUGGGGUGAGGAGCGGAGCUGGCACAGGCGGGGAGAGCCGCCAUGUCGACCCCUUGGUGCCCUUUGAGGUUAAGCUGACGGUGGUGCGUGAGCAGAGGGGCAAACCUCCGUGCCGGGGCUGUGGGAGUGACCACCUCAGUUCACAGUUUAGGGCAUUGUUUCUUUCUGAUCUCACCGCUUUUUUUUUUUUUCUUUCUUUUUCUGAUGGCUGUAAGGUUUUUUUACAAAUAUUAAAAGACAGCCGUUCAUUUUGGUAAAAGAAUUCCUAGGGUUGUUUCGUAACCAAACUGUUUUACUAGUCUUCCAAAAUACUGCUUUAAUUUGUGGCAAAGGGAAUGCGUUUUCUUUUUCCUUUCAAGGAGCUGCUGUUCCAGUCACUGUCCUCACUUUACUGCAAUUCUUGAUUUAUGUAUUGAAAUGACUUGUUACAAAAAAAACCACGACAAACCUCUGGAUAUAUUUGUGCUGGAAACCCACCUCGUUCAGUUGAUAUUCAAAGCAACCAUCUUUUUUUAAAAGUAUUUGUUCUUGAUUUGUAAUUCAUGCAAGGGUAACUGCAUUAUUUAAUCUGUAUUAACAAAUUUCCUGUAAUGCUGCAGUUUCACAUUUAUUUUCCUUACAAUUUGUAAUUAUCAUGGAAACAAUGUCACUUUUUUGCAUUUUACUAGUCGUCUGGUCCAUGUUUUUAACUUACCUUCACUAAUAGUAAUUUUUGGUUGUAUCAUUUGUUAGAAUAAAGACCAAAUUAUGCUGUUUGAUUCUGAAA
Messenger RNA from Falco peregrinus (peregrine falcon), 6253 nucleotides. It is a transcript of the gene ANKRD13C, whose product is annotated as ankyrin repeat domain 13C. The record is from RefSeq and is a predicted model, not a curated record. NCBI's taxonomy places the organism in Eukaryota, Metazoa, Chordata, Aves, Falconiformes, Falconidae. The coding region runs from base 226 to 1770 and encodes 514 amino acids. Gene Ontology annotation, cellular component: cytoplasm. Gene Ontology annotation, molecular function: protein binding. The transcript has 13 exons.